Helianthus annuus (common sunflower) is the source of this 1562-nucleotide messenger RNA. Its product is annotated as probable indole-3-pyruvate monooxygenase YUCCA8. The record is from RefSeq and is a predicted model, not a curated record. The coding region runs from base 77 to 1330 and encodes 417 amino acids. The transcript is spliced from 3 exons. Gene Ontology annotation, biological process: auxin biosynthetic process. Lineage: Eukaryota; Viridiplantae; Streptophyta; Magnoliopsida; Asterales; Asteraceae. Gene Ontology annotation, molecular function: flavin adenine dinucleotide binding; N,N-dimethylaniline monooxygenase activity; NADP binding.
AAUCUCACCUUCACUUUCAAACAUACAAAAACAACUAUUCCUUUGUAAGCUUCAAACAUCAACUUGUAACCCAAGAAUGUGUAACUUAUCGGGUCAAAACAACUUCUUUGGCCGGCGAUGUGUAUGGGUCAACGGCCCUGUCAUAGUAGGAGCUGGACCCUCAGGACUAGCCGUCUCAGCUUGCCUUAGAGAACAAGAUGUUCCCUUUGUAGUCAUUGAACGCUCUGACUGCAUCGCAUCCUUGUGGCAAAAACACACCUACAACCGACUAAAACUUCACCUCCCAAAGAAGUUUUGCCAACUUCCUAGACUACCCUUUCCCGAGGAAUACCCCGAGUACCCAACAAAGAAACAAUUCAUCGCGUAUCUCGAAAACUACGCACAAAAGUUUGAUAUCAAGCCGCACUUCAAUGAGUGUGUGCAGUCUGCUAAGUAUGACGAAGCCUGCCAACUCUGGCGAGUCGUGACUGUGUCAACAACCGAGUCAACUCGGUCCGAAACAGAGUAUAUUUGUCAGAUGCUUGUGGUGGCAACCGGAGAAAAUGCCGAAGGGGUAGUACCCGAAAUAGACGGACUACAAGACUUCUCCGGUGAAGUCGUACACGCAAAAGACUACAAAUCCGGCGAGAACUACACCGGAAAGAAGGUGUUAGUCGUCGGAUGUGGGAAUUCCGGCAUGGAGCUCUCACUGGACCUCUCUAACCACAAUGCCAAACCAUCCAUUGUGGUUCGAAGCUCGGUUCAUAUUUUGCCACGUGAAAUUAUGGGAAAAUCUACCUUUGAUCUAGCCAUGAUCCUGAUGAAAUGGCUACCUUUGUGGUUGGUUGACAAGCUUCUAUUAAUUCUCACAUGGUUCAUUCUAGGGAACACACACAAGUACGGCAUAAAACGCCCAUCUAUAGGUCCUUUAGAGCUCAAAAACCGUCAUGGGAAGACCCCGGUUCUUGACAUUGGCGCCCUCCAGAAGAUCCGGUCAGGCGAUAUCACCGUCGUCCCAGGCGUCAAACGAUUUAAACGCAACUCAGUCGAGCUUGUCGAUGGCGAAACAGUUGACAUUGAUUCAGUUGUUUUAGCAACUGGAUAUCGCAGCAAUGUCCCCUACUGGCUUCAGGAGAGUGAAUUCUUUGCUAAAAAUGGCUUCCCAAAGACUCCAUUUCCAAGUGGUUGGAAAGGAAAGAAUGGGUUAUAUGCAUCAGGGUUUACAAGAAGAGGUCUAGCAGGUGUAUCUGCUGACGCCAUUAAAAUUUCUCAAGAUAUUGCUCAAGUGUGGAAACAAGACUUAAAUAAUAAAAAUAGAAGGCUACUAAGAAGAUGCAUUUCAACCUUCUAAUUCUAACUUAUUUUUAUUUUGUUUGUUUGACAAGAAUGGUAGGAGAACUAAUAUCUAGUAAUGGGUGUAUAGACUAGAAGAGCAGCCCUCACCGUAAAGCCCCAAAAAGAAAAUGGAAAAGAAUUAUUAUAAAGAUGUUUGGGCAUUUUGUAUACUAAAUGAGGAUGAUGAGGCUAAUUUUGUACUUUUUUUAAUGUUUGAUAAAUGAAAAAAAAAUGUUUAAUUUGAUCCA